Molecule: messenger RNA, 729 nt
Organism: Penaeus indicus
Lineage: Eukaryota; Metazoa; Arthropoda; Malacostraca; Decapoda; Penaeidae
Exons: 6
Coding region: 1-729 (242 amino acids)
Source: RefSeq, a predicted model, not a curated record
AUGGCCGAGGCCGAACGGGUGAAAGGAAGUAAAUCCCGGGAGAAAGGCUACGGCGUGGACGACAACGGCAAACACGAGGACGACGAUAGUGACGGUGAUGAGGACGAGAAUGACAACGCCGACGACAAGGAGACCGAGAAUGGAGCGGCGACGAGAACGAAGACGAAGGCGACGACGCCCCUCAAGAGCACAAGAGGAAACUGGGGGCAGAACCAGAGGAGCAGAGUCCCCACAAAUAGAGAUGGGGAAGCCGGCAUCAAGGAUUCUAGACGUGUUCAAGAAAGACACCUGGCAUUGUCGUCCCCUGUGCCACGCAACGAGGAGAAGAGGAGCAAAAAGGCGAGACUGAAAAGAAGGCAGAAGGGAGGUACAGAGGAGAUUACAAGGAAUAUAUUAGAAGAGAAUAAGGUCGAGAGGAAGAAGAAGAAGAAGGGGAGAGAUGAGAGGUCAAAAGGAAGGCGCAGUAGAAGGGAGACGUGUGUUGGUGGGGGGGGGCCCACACCUCCUUCUGCAGCGUCUUCAAAAGCCGCCGACGUCGCCAAGGGUAUCGCAGAUUGUGUCUUAGAUAUCUGGAAAGAGUCUGAGAUGAUCGACGGAUUGCUAAUGGCUCUCGAGGCCUCUAAAACCCUCUCGAAACAUGUGACAUGGAUGCGGGGUCGAGACCUGCACAUCCUCACAGUAGGCCUCAUCACCUACUCCGCCGACGAGAGAUUUCAGGACACUUUUUAA